UUUGCCGUCCACGCACCAGCUGAGGCACCGGCACGCUGACUGACGGAGUCUCGCGCAACUCGUAUGCUUGCAGAGCCGCGUAUAUCGCACGUUUCGCAUACCUGCAGCAAUGUUUAUUUUGUUGCACAAAUUCCAUGUCAUAACAGGUUAUACUGCUUAAAUAGUAGCGUACUAUAAUUAAAAUGUAUACGGAAACCUUAGGAUAAAAUGCAGUAGUAUUUUCCUUGUGCCUUUUGUAAAGUUUGUUGGAUGUGUUCCUGUAAUAACGGAUCAGUGUUGCCGUGUAAAACCUAACCUGAACACGCGCUGGUUCCGUGUUUUUUCUAUUUUUUUUUCCUUGAAGCGGUAUUAAUGUUUUUACAUUACCUAAAAUAUCACGUAGGUCUAAAUGUGUAUUUGCAUUCUCAAUUAUGCCCAUCUAUAUCCUGAACUCCGCAAAUGCAUUGAGUGGGCAUUGCACGUGGACUCUUGCCGCUGUCUUCCUUUAACACAACUGCUCAUUACGGUUUGUAUUUCUAACUGCUUAUAAGCAAAUAUCGGCGUGUUUUCUGUCAAUGAAAGACAUCCGAGCACGAAGCACACUGCCUUUAACGCGGAUCUUGUCAGCCUUUUGGCAUUAAGACACGCUGGAGUGGGGAUCCCCGCCAACUGUGGGUGAGUGACGCGCUGUCAGUCCAUGCCGGCUCGGAUAUCGAAUACCCAGACCGAAUCCAACUAAAGGACAUGCAGGCUUUCACUGUGAAGCAGUAUCUAACAUGAAUAAAAGAAACAUCAAGCGUUUACCUUCCAAUAUCAGCGCGGACUGGUGUCCGCAUGCAGAGGCAUUGAAAUGAUUUGAAAUUGUAAUGGGUAUGUACUAUGAGAUCUUUUAAAAUGACUUGCUGUACUCUAAGCUCUUAUUUUAACUUGUUAAACAUAAUGCUUAAUAAGAACGGUAAUAUUAACCUCAUCUUAUGGGUUGAAUGUAUAGGCUAUUCAAACCCAUCUUUGCCGACGAUGCAUUUUUUCAUUUGAAUGUUUGUUACAGUUGUCUUCGCGCAUUUAUUUUCUAGCCAGUCCUGUCUCCUGAGCCGCCGGUUCCUACCGACAGCUACCGCACCAUCGUGCCAGAAGCUGAAACAGCACAGAGCAUCCAUCCAUCCAUCUAUCUAUCUAUCCUCCCACCCAUCUCCUGCUUAUCCUGCUCAGGUCGCGUGGGGCUGCCACGAACCCAUCCCGCUAUGCUACACGCUAAUUGUAUGAAAUUUAUUAAGUGUAAGAUCCAAUGUGUCAUCUGAAAGUUUUCUUUGGUGGUGGUGGAGGUUCCGAGUCUUUCUUGACUUUGUCGAACACCGUCCGAUACCAUGAAGUAGACGUACAGCCUCCUUUGUGCCCAGUGUCGCGCAGGACAAGCUGCAUGCCAGACGUUGCUCUCCCCAGGUUUGUGUCAGAGGGCGUUACUAUGGUGACGGUAGAAGCCAACCAAACUGCUCGGCUUGGCGGCACAGCCGCGGAAACUAGCUAACAAUAGAUAAAUACUUCUAAUAAAUUAAAAUUUAAGAGGCGGACGGCUGAUCGGACGAUUGGAUCUAAUGAGGUUUGUGAGAAAUGUAAUGCAGUUAAACAGGAAUGGUAGCGUAGUAAAGACUUAUUUAUAACUUAAGUGACUGGCUGACUAAUCGAGCAAGAGAAAUGUAUGAGUUAAAUAUCUCAACUUUCUAUAUUGUAAAUGAGUUCCGCGUGUUGUGUAAUAUCAGCUAUUGUAUGCAAACUAUAUUAGGCUAUUAUUAAUGAUUAAGUACGUCAGCUCUGUCGGGCUGUUGAGUUCAUCUGCAUCAAAAUUUCAUUAUAUCGUAUCCUUUCGCUUUACAUUUCGGUGACGUCAUGUACCCCUUCUUUAAGAAGUGGACCAUAAAGACAAGCCACUUGGAAGAUGAGCUCCGUUGUAGCUCAGAGCCAUUACAUCUUCGGGCUGCGCUCUGAUGUGGCCAACAACCUCUGCUUUCUGGAUGACCAAACCGUCGUUUAUCCAGCCGGAAACCACUGCGUGUGCCACAAUAUUGAUCUGAAAUGGCAAAGGUUUAUCCCAGGUAAAGAGAAAAGCAGCGGCAUGUGUGCUAUAGCCAUCAGCGCUAAUCGGCGCUAUCUGGCGGUGUCAGAGUGCGCUGACGAAGGUACCAUCAGUGUGUACGACCUGCGCGAGGAUCCGAGCCGGAAACGGAAGGUGCUCGGCGGGGGGGACGUCCUCGUGCGGCAGUUCGUGUGCAUGGCGUUCUCCACCGACUCCAAAUACGUCAUCGGGCAGUCUGGGGAUCCCGACUGGACGCUUUUCUAUUGGAUGUGGGAGAAGCAAAGGGUUAUGGCCACAGUCAAAACUGGUGGGGUUACAAACCCUAUAUACCAGGUGAGCUUCAAUCCUGAGAACCACACUGAGAUCUGCGUCAGUGGAAAGGGUGUGUUCAAGCUUCUCCACUACUUUGAGGGAUCGCUGAAGCAGUCCAGCUCCCCUAAGCUGGAGUCACACAACUUCCUUGCACACGGCUGGAUGUCGAAGACGCGGGUGAUCGCGGGCACAGACGCGGGGAGCUUGAUGGUGUUCGACUCAGGAGACCUGAGGAGGGAGUUCAGUGUAACAGCCAGCUUCCCCAUGCAGGACGCUGAAAGGUGGGGGGUGGAUUCUCUCAUUGGGGCAGUUCUGGGUUCAUCUGGCUGUUUGAACACAAGGCGUGUCUUUUUGCCUUUCAGUUCUGUCAACGGUAGGAAGCAGAAAGAUUCAACCUUAAUAGAAGCUGACCGCGAUGCUCGCAUAACAUCCAUCGUGGCCUACUCCAGAGGGUUUGCGUGCUCCGCCGGAAAGGGGGCGGUCUGCCUGUUUGAAAAAACUGAAGAGAAAGAUUAUAUUAAAACCAGAGAGAUUCUGAUCCCUGAGGACCACAGCAUCAGUGAGUUCAGCCAGGCCAAGCAGCAGGAGAUCCUCACCUUGUGCAUCAGCCCUUCUGAGGAAACACUAGCGGCCAGCACGGACUCGGGGCAGCUCUACAGCAUCUCCUUGUCUUCUGCAGAGAUGUGUAAGGAGGAACAGGUGCACUUCGAGUUCCUCUCGCACUUCUUCCAUUCGGACGCCGUCACGGGUCUGUCUGUCUGCAGCCGCAAGCCUCUCGUGGCCACCUGCUCCGUGGAUUGUUCCGUGCGCAUCUGGAAUUUCGAGUCUAACACCCUGGAGCUCUACAAGGGCUUCCAAGAGGAGCCCUACAGUGUAGCCCUGCACCCCUUGGGGAUCUUCAUGCUGACGGGCUUCGCAGACAAGCUGUGCUUCAUGAACCUUCUCACAGACGACAUCAGGACCUUCAAAGAGUUCAGUGUCCGUGGCUGUAGGGAGUGCGCCUUCAGUCACGGGGGACACAUGUUUGCAGCUGUCAACGGCAACAUCAUUCUCAUCUAUUCAAGUGUAACGUUUGAAAACACGUUGAGCCUCAAGGGUCAUAAUGGAAAGGUGCGUUCCAUUAUCUGGAGUGAGGACGACAGCAGCCUAGUGUCCUGUGGCACGGAUGGCGCAGUGUACGAGUGGAGCACGCUCAGCGGUAAGCGCCUGUCCGAGAGCGUCCUGAAGUCCUGCAGCUACUCCUGCGUCACUAUGUGCCCCGAUGCCAAGACCGUCUUUGCCGCGGGGAGUGACUGCUCCAUCAAGGAGAUCCAGGACUGUCAGAUCCUUAGAGAGAUUCCCACUGAGGAUGUGCUUUACACCACCAUCGUGAUGUCCCACUCGGGACGGGUGCUCUUUGCUGGCACCUCUGCAGGAACGAUUCGGACCAUAAAGUACCCCUUACCAGUAAAGAAUGUCUGGACUGAGUACCAGGGCCACGCCGCCCCCAUCACGAAGAUGGUCAUCACAUCUAAUGACCAGAUGUUGCUGACUGUUUCGGAGGAUGGCUGCCUUCUUAUUUGGAAGCUCAUUGACAAGGAGGGAUGGGGUCUGAAGAGGGACAAGGAGAUCCACUAUGCUGAAGAAACUCUCAUCACCAAGCUGGACCUGGAGGAGAAGAACCAGGCCAUGCUGGAGCUGAAGACAAGGGUGCAUGAGCUGCAAAUCGAGAAUGAGUACCAUCUCCGGCUGAAGGACAUGAACUACAAGGAGAAAACCAAGGAGCUCACGGGGAAGUUCGUUCAGCAGAUUGAGCUGCUGGAAACAAAGAACCAGGUGCUGAGAUCGGAAAAGGAUAAGCAGGAGCUGGUCCACAAAGAGGCGAUGGCGGAGCUGGCGGCACGGCACUCCCGAGAGCUUCAGGAUGCAGAGUCCACAAAUAACCAAAAGCUGAUUCUGGAGUAUGAGAAAUACCAGGAGCUGCUGCUGAAGUCCCAGCGCAUGGAGGAGGACUACGAACAAAAGCUGCAGAGUCUGGAGAAGAGCAAGGUCCAGGAGCUGGAGGAGCGGACCCGGUUUUAUGGAGACCAGCUGCAGGAGAGUCUCCUCACGCUGGAACAGCACCAAAGUGAUGCCGGGCAGAAGGUUCUGGAGCUAGAGGAGUGUAAACAGAUGGAGGAGGAUGGAGAGCGAGAAAUCCAGGACCUCCGCUUGAAGUACGAAAGGAAGCUCAAGGAUGAGAAGGACACCAAUUUGCAGUUGAUGGGGGAGAUAGGAGUCAUGAGGAAGAAGCUCAUCAGCGUGCAGCAGGAGACCGACAGGCGUAAUCAGGAUAUAAACAAGAUGAAGCAGGAGGAGCAGAAGAUCCUGGGUGUGAUCAAGUCUUUGGAAAAGGAAAUUCAGGGACUGAGGAAGGAGAUUCAAGAGAGAGAUGAGACCAUCCAGGACAAGGAAAAGCGCAUCUUCGAUCUGAAGAAGAAGAACCAGGAGCUGGAGAAGUUCAAGUUUGUGUUGGACUACAAGAUCAAAGACUUGAAGAAACAGAUUGAGCCCAGGGAAAACGAAAUUAAAGAAAUGAAGGGGCAGAUUCGGGAGAUGGAAGGUGAACUGGAGCAGUUCCAGAACCAGAAUACCCAGCUGGACCUAACCAUCGCAGACUUGAAAAUGAAGCUGAAGACCAGCGAAACAGAGACGCAUCGCCAGAUACAGAAGGUACGUCAGUUGGAGACAUUGGUUGACCGGUUCAAGACUGACCUUCACAACUGCGUCGGCCACAUUCAGGAGCCCAGAAAGCUGAAGGACAGCAUCUGCAAGCUGUACCACCGCUAUGUGCAGCAGUCUGAUCUGGUGGAUAUUGUGGCGAUGGAUGCGGAUAUCGAGAAGGAGUACAGUCGUCAGCGGGAGCACAUGGAGAGGACAAUGGCCUCCCUGCAGAAAAAACUGGCCAAGGAAUCGGAGGUCCAUCACGCAGAGCAUGUCAAGAUAAUGAAGGAAAACGUUUCGCUAAUCAGAGAGAUAAACCAGCUGAGGAGUGAGUUGAGGCUGGUUCAUGCUCAACUCCACGAGUACAAGAACCAAGAGAACCUCAGUAAGAAUCACAGGGGGCGGAGCUACUCCGGCAUUGCAGAUGGUGCCACCGGCCCCGGUGGGGGGGCACGGCCCGGCUUGAUGGAGGAAUCGGGGACUGUGAUCCAGCUGCAGCAUGGGAGGGGCUCCCAGCCACAGACGCGCCGCUCCCGGCUGACCAACCUGCCCGCCCUGAGCACCUGACAGCUCCCACAUGCCCCUCCCCCCGUCCAAGGGAUCCUUAGAGAUUUAGUGUGGAAAACAUUUUUAUAAAGCACCAGAAUGUGCUCAUUAAUUUCACCCACAUGUACCCACAUGUACUCACAUGUACCCACAUGUACUCACAUGUACCCACAUGUACCCACAUCAAAGAAAAAUUCUAACGAAAUUAGGAGGAUAUUUGUUCAAGCAACGUGCAUCUUUUUCUGUUCCGGAAAAAUCUCUAUGGGUAACUUUAAACUGAUGUAAAACAUA
This is a messenger RNA of Paramormyrops kingsleyae, 5881 nucleotides long. It is a transcript of the gene cfap57, whose product is annotated as cilia and flagella associated protein 57. Gene Ontology annotation, molecular function: protein binding. NCBI's taxonomy places the organism in Eukaryota, Metazoa, Chordata, Actinopteri, Osteoglossiformes, Mormyridae. The record is from RefSeq and is a predicted model, not a curated record.